ACGGUGACACGAGAACAAAAUUUAGUUUUUUUUUUAACUGAAACAAUGAAGACCGUUUCAUUUUUGGUAUUUUUAUUGGCUUUGAUGUUGGAUCAGAUCUGCAUCAAUGGCGUAAUGGCCGUUACAUUUUCGGAGGUAAUUGAUAUAUUUGAUUUCAAAGCGAAGUUAGCUUACGGUGUAGGAACAGAUUGGAAAGCUGUACUGAGUCCAUACUUUUCACUUUGCACACCAAAAUCAACAACUACAGUUCAAACUAGCUUGAAACCGUUCAUUGAUUUGAACUUAAAAGGACAAAUAGAUCCAAUCAAGUUACGUAAAGAUGCCGCUGCCUGGGUAAAUCAAAAUAUGAAUGCCAUUUACAUCGAUAGUGACAAUCUCACUGCCACAUGCUUUGAAAUAGCUGCACAUCUUAAUGUUGAAACAACUAUUUUAUCCCAUCUUUCACAAAAAGAUGAAGAUAAUUAUAAAAAAUGGCUGUAUGAAGUCCUUGGGCCUGCCGACGUUAAAGUAGUUUCAGAUGCCUUAGGUGUAAUGCGAUCAAAGUAUACAACCACGUUCAUGACAUUUGCAACGGAACUGCAGAAGGUUGACAACAUGAAGAGUGAUUUUAAGAAGAAAAUGGAUGCGUUGUGCGCUUCAAUUACUAGUUUGUCCCGUAUCGCUGUUAAUGCAGACAUAUCGCGGGCUAAAUUCAAAGAAGUAAGAAUCGCUAUUGCAGUUUUCAAAAAGUGUCAGGACAAGAUUUUGGGGCAUAUUAAAACUGCUAACAUGGCCUUGCAUGGCUUUUACAACAAACGUGAUUUGUUCGUAAGAGUUUUGAUUGGAAAAGCUACCAUUCAAUAAAAUCAUUGCAUUUAGGAAAAAAAACAUCACAUAUAUUUGUUAAUUAAUAAAAAUAUAGAAUAAAUAAAUGAUGCUUUUUACCGAUGCUAUUUUCUGUACUUUCUGAA
Messenger RNA from Contarinia nasturtii (swede midge), 950 nucleotides. RefSeq lists its product as uncharacterized. Bases 46 to 843 code for a protein of 265 amino acids. The record is from RefSeq and is a predicted model, not a curated record. The transcript is spliced from 2 exons. Lineage: Eukaryota; Metazoa; Arthropoda; Insecta; Diptera; Cecidomyiidae.